AUGGAGGCGGCCGCCUCCAGCCUCUCGACGCUGCUCUCCACCCUGCGUGUAGACGGGCCCUGGACGCCGCCGGGAACCUGGGAGUCGGUCGUCCCUGAGAGCGGCGCCGCUCGCGUCUCAGACUUCGGAGCCCGUCGCCUGCAGCCGAUCUACGAGCUCGCAUCGGUUACUGAUGAUGCUUUGGUUCAUCUGGCCUUGCACGCGCUGUAUGGUGUCAAAUCAUCGUUAGAUGAGAUUGAGGAGCUUUCAGCGCUGUUCUCCUCAAAUCCGGCUGACAGGACUUCUAACCGUGUCACAAAUGUGUGGUUUCGUUCCUCGAGCACCACAUCCGUGGGGAGUAUUCUCAAAUCUUUACGCUCUACGGGUCUUGCGGUCUUCUUCCUUCACAAGUUUGUGCACUUUUACCUUUUCCAAAGUCGAGAAAUGAAUUGUGCAAGUAGAGAAGUUCACGGACAGGAUGAUUCUGAUGAUAAAGACAUUGAGCAGCAUCGGCCUUACAGUCUAGUAAACCAAGCAUUUGCAGCAGCAGUUAAUAAGGUCCUCGAAGGCUAUUUCUGUUCCUUGAAUACUUUACCAGCAUCAAUUAGGAUUAGGCGUUCAGCGGGCCAGUCUGGCAUACCUUCCAAGAUUUCAGAUGGAAUGAGUUGUAAUUCCACUUCAGAAGUCACUCUUCUGGAAAUUUAUCUACACACUGAGGAGUUAAGAAGGCAUGUUAAAUCCCUUGGAAAUAUUUGUUUCCCUAAGUUUGCAGGUGUUACAUUGUGCCAGGAGGGUUUGAAUACUGAUGCAAAUGUGGAGUUUGAGAAUUUCCCACGGGGCACCGAUUUGCUUUCCUAUUUGUAUGUCCAUAUUCGUGAUGCUGAUCCAGUUCACUAUGGUCUUCUGAAGUAUCUUUUCAUUCGUUCCUGUGAGCCAUACUUUAACUUCAUUAAGUCAUGGAUUUACCGAGCUUCUGUUGAUGACCCAUAUGAGGAAUUUCUCAUUACACAAACUGAAAAUAAGUGUGCUCAAGGAGUCUCUUCUGACAUAACAGAUGAGUUUACCCUCUUCCCCUUAAAGGGAAGAAAUCAUGUAUCUGCUCCAUGUUUUCUAAAGGAGAUAUGCCAUCCUCUUUUGCGUACUGGGCAGCAGCUUCAAGUGCUCAUGAACCUUCUAAAGUCGUGCAAUCUGUCUGCUACUGGAGGGGAUGCUUAUCCCUCUCGUAAUAUCAUUCAUAUGGAGGGGGUUCUCCCGUGGUUUGAUACACCAAUUGAGUCUUCAAUGAAUUCAUUUACGUUCUCAAAAAGCAGCGUGGAGGCAGUAACAUGCAAAAGGAAUGCUAUGUACAAGUCGAUGAUGGAGAAGCUCCAACAUUUUUUCUCUAAUGUUGAGGUGAUUCCUUUCGAUACUGCAUCAAACUUCCUACAUAAAAGGACGGACCUUCUGGAUACAUCAGUUUCAGAUGCUGAGCUGUUCUACGGGGACAGCGACUCUGCACUACCUUGCAAUAUGGCUGCAGAUGAAAAAGAUCAUGAUGCUUCUUUGAAUUCCGAAGAAUCUUCAGAUAAAGAGGAUCCCUUGGAAUCUUCAGAGUGCUCUUCUUAUACCUCUAUGGAUGGCACAGAAGUUGAGAGUUCUACAGCUUGUGAAAAUUUGUCUAGUUCCAUGUUCUCAUUAUACUGUACAAGCACAGAUGAAGCAAAAUGCUCCUUGGUAACCAGGAAGCUGCUUUCUUCCCAAGCCAGUUCAGUUCACCACGGAAUAAGUUGUGCAAUCCCUAUUGAUGAGUGUGAGAAAGAUGAAAGCUUGAGUUGCCAACAUGUUCCUGUGCACUCACAGAAUACUAAGCAUACUGCAUUGCCUGAUGGUUUAGAACUGGAUUAUCAGUAUAGUCAGUUUUCCCCGUUUCACAGGUUUAUGAAGAGAACCAGUUCCUCAUCUGAAAACAUUGAUUCAGUUGGGGAGUUCUUAUAUACUGAUCAUAAAAGGUCAGUAGAGAAAGUAUCACAUGGUAAUGCAGUUUAUCCAUUACAUUCUGAAUCAGGGCCUACUAAACUAUCAAACAGUAAAAACAAUGGGAAGUUUGGUAAUAUAAAUCAGCCAUGGAAUACCAGUAUUCCUUACAAUCUCAGUUUGAACCCCAUACUGAAGAAUGCAGCUUGUUACCGUAUGGAGAGUGACGUGCAACAGAAAAGCAAGAACCAAUCACUUGCUAGCUUUGAUUUUGAGUCAGUCAUGGAUCCAUGUGAAGUAUAUUGUGCAAGGAGCCCAUCCUGCCUUGAUGAGUCUGUAAAUGGAGCAGCAACAGUUGUACAUCCUAGUACUCAGCCUUAUGAACAGCCUGAUUGUUCUACCAAGCUUCUUCAAGCUCAUACAAGAAGUCAGGCAUCCCUUAGUUCCUCAGGAGAAAUGUCAACAAGAGACAGUCUCCAGAAAAAUGCUUCUGGUGGGGCAUUCUGGGAGAGAUCAUUAUUAUAUAAUGAUAAAUCAAAAGAAAAACCAGCUGUGGACUUUAGUUCACAGUUUGAUAUGCCCCUUGAUAUAGUUAUCGACAAGUGCAUUAUGCAAGAAGUUUUGCUUCAGUAUAAAUAUGUUAGCAGCUUCACGAUGAAGUUGCUUGAGGAAGGUUUUGAUCUUUGUGCACAUCUGCUAGCUCUGCGGCGGUACCAUUUCAUGGAAAUAGCUGACUGGGCAGAUUCCUUUAUUGCUUCAAUUUAUCAUAAGAAAUGGUCAUUUGUUAAAUCUGAGCAGAAAAGAUCGGAGAUCCAAGGUCUUAUGGACUUGGCUUUGCAGAGAUCUUCUUGUGAUUCUGAUCCUUAUAAGGAAAGAUUGUUUAUAUACAUGAGGGAGCCACCCGUUGAUUCUUUUGAUGCCUCUGCAUGUGGUCUUGAUUUGCUGGAUGAUAUCUUGUUGGGUUAUAAAGCUGAAUGGCCAGUGAAUAUUGUCAUUACAGAUGACACACUUAAAAUAUAUGCUGAAAUAUUCUGUUAUCUUCUUCAAGUCAGGUUUGCAGUGUUUUCACUGACUGAAGUAUGGAGAUUUCUAAAGGAGUUGACACAGUUCAUCAGUCGCUCCAGCGAUAGCAGACCUGAUGUGUUGAAGAAAUUGAAUUUUGUAAUGAAAGUGAGGCAUAAACUUUAUCACUUUCUAUCAACACUACAGCAGUAUCUCCAUUGCCAUUUAUCUGAUAUAUCGUGGCGCCGUUUUCAACAUUCCCUUAAAAAUCAGGUGAGGGAUAUACUGGACCUGGAGUAUGUGCAUAUGUGUUAUAUUACUGAUGCACUUGACAUGUGUUUCUUAUCUGAUGAGUCAAAACAAGUUGCCAUGAUAAUCAAAAGCAUGCUGCAACUGGCUUUGGAGUUACGAUUAUGCUUCCAGAGUCUUGGUGAUACUUGUGACUUAUCGGUAAAUCAACUAAGUAAUCUGCAAUACCUUAUAAACUUCUCUCAGGUGGAUGUAAUUAGAACAAAGUUUGAGGGCAACAUCAGAGAUUUGUAUAUUUUGCAUUCGAAAUCUUCGAAAUAUGGGGAGCUUGGCCUUUCCCGUUUCUGGGGGUAUCUGAACUACAAUGAGUAUCAUUCUAUGAAAAUCAGUACAGAUAUGGGCAGCUUCUGUUUUUGA
Miscanthus lutarioriparius is the source of this 3600-nucleotide messenger RNA. Lineage: Eukaryota; Viridiplantae; Streptophyta; Magnoliopsida; Poales; Poaceae. The record is from the annotation of a GenBank genome assembly.